Molecule: messenger RNA, 1766 nt
Organism: Hyposmocoma kahamanoa
Lineage: Eukaryota; Metazoa; Arthropoda; Insecta; Lepidoptera; Cosmopterigidae
Product: heat shock 70 kDa protein cognate 4-like
Exons: 3
Coding region: 55-1632 (525 amino acids)
Biological process (GO): protein refolding; vesicle-mediated transport; cellular response to unfolded protein
Cellular component (GO): plasma membrane; cytosol; nucleus
Molecular function (GO): misfolded protein binding; ATP-dependent protein folding chaperone; ATP hydrolysis activity
Source: RefSeq, a predicted model, not a curated record
GAUGCCAAGCGGCUGAUUGGGCGUCGGUUCGACGACCCCGUGGUGCAAAAGGAUAUGAAGCAAUGGCCUUUCAAAGUAGUGGAAAAUGAAGGUGGAAUGCCUAAAAUCGAAGUGACGUUUAAGGGUGAAACCAAGAGUUUCUUUCCUGAAGAAGUGAGUGCAAUGGUGCUGUCCUCACUCAAGGACCAAGCCGAGUCAUACCUCGGUGCGACGGUGCGCAACGCCGUGGUAACAGUGCCGGCGUACUUCAACGAUUCCCAGCGUCAGGCCACCAAGGACGCCGGCACCAUCGCAGGUCUCAACGUGCUGCGCAUCAUCAACGAACCUACUGCUGCUGUUCUUGCUUACGGACUGGACAAAACCGAUGACGACGAAGAACGUAACGUGCUUAUUUUCGACUUGGGAGGCGGGACUUUUGACGUCUCUGUACUGACCAUAGAGGAAGGCAUCUACGAGGUCAGAGCUACCGCCGGCGACACUCACUUGGGUGGUGAAGAUUUCGACGCACGUAUGGUAGAGUAUUGUCUUACUGAGUUUGAAAAGAAGCACGGUAUAGAUUUGCGCGAUGACAAAAAAGCCCGGAUUAGAAUUAAGAAGCAGUGUGAGCGCGCUAAGCGUACUCUGUCCACAGCAAUGCAAGCAAGUAUUGAUAUUGCUGGACUGCAUGAAGGUGAAGAUUUUCACAUAAAUUUCACUCGAGCACAGUUCGAAGAGCUGAACAGAGAUCACUUUGAGAAAACUUUGGCGCCUAUGGAGAAAGCAUUGCGCGAUGCCAAAAUAGACAAGGCGGAUAUCAACGAUGUCAUUCUUGUAGGAGGUUCGACCAGGAUCCCGUUUAUUCAAAAUCUCGUGUUUGAUUUCUUUGAGAACAAGAAGUUGAACAAGAGCGUGAAUCCUGACGAGGCUGUUGCGUACGGAGCGGCUGUGCAGGCGGCGAUCCUGGACGGGGAUCCUUCAGAAACUAUGAUGGAAUUGGUGCUCGUGGACGUGGCGCCUUUGUCGCUGGGAAUCCACACUAUUGGGAAUGUUAUGACUAACUUGAUAGAGCGGAAUACUGCUAUCCCUACAAAAGCAACGCAGACUUUUACCACCGCAGUGGACAAUCAACAGCAGGUUCUCGUUCAAGUUUACGAAGGUGAACGCAUUAUGACGCGUGAAAAUAAUAUUCUGGGUGAAUUUACCCUUACCGGUAUCCCGCCAGCUGCGAAAGGGGUUCCACAAAUUGAUGUCACUUUCGAAAUUGACGAAGACGGAAUACUCAGCGCGUCUGCUGUCGAACGUAGCACUAAUAAAUCGAAAAAAAUCACUAUAACGAAUGACAAAGGCAGGCUUUCCAAGCACCAGAUCGACAGGAUGGUCAAAGAAGCUGAAAUGUACAAAAAGGAAGAGGAACAAAUAAAAAUCUCAGCCCAAGCGAGAAAUGCACUCCAAUACUUUUGCUACAGCAUGCGGUCGAAAGCCGAAAACAAAACACUGAAGGAUCGUAUACAACCAGAAUCGAAGACAGCCAUCUUGGAGAAGUGUAGAGAAAUACUCGGCUGGCUCGAGGACAACCAGCAGGCUUCAGCUAAAGAGCUGAAUAGCAAACUGAGCGAUCUCGAACGCGUUUGUCUGCCGAUUAAGAACUUGUAAACAAAGGCUAGAUCUUGCCAGGUCAUGAAAGAACAACGGCAUAAUCAUAGUCAAAAGAAUUCGUUGGCGUCUUCAAAUGUUAUAAUUACAAGUUUGAAUAAAAUAAAUCCAUUAGUUUUUUACUUUUCAAAUUU